AUGCUGCAGCCGACGCUCGUGGACGCCAGCAAGGCGAUCAAUGCUUGUGGGAAGAAAGCCCAGUGGGAGACAGCCUUGCGACUCUUGCGAGACCUUCCGCAUUGGCAGUUGGAGGCAAACAUCAUCACGAGAAGCGCUGCCUUGAGUGCCUGUGAGCGUUGUGAGCAGUGGGUACAAGCAGCGGCCCUGCUGGUGGAAAUGCCUACAAAGGAUUCCAUUGCAUACAGUGCCGCGGUCAGUGCCUGUGGCAAAGGGCUUUCUUGGCCGAUGGCCCUCCUUCUGCUCUGGCAGCUCCAUGCGGAGCAGGUGGAGAAGCAGGUCAGCGCUUGCAACGCAGCCACGACCGCCUGCGAGAAGGGAAGGCGAUGGUCAGAUGCACUGGAUCUGCACGAUGUCCUUCAUCAGUGGGCGCUGACGCCGAAUGUGAUCACCUUCAGCUCUACUCUGAGUGCUUGCGAGAAGGGCGGUCAGUGGGCACAGGCCGUCGGCCUGGUGAGUGAGAUGACGGAGCAGCAGGUGCAGGGCAACAUCAUCUCUUGCAGCGCCGCCAUCAGCGCAUGCGAGACUGAAGGUGGAUGGCAAAAUGCAGUUGCCUUGUUCGAGGAAGCUGCAGAGGACACCAACAUUGUUGCAUACAAUGCCACCAUGAGUGCCUGUGAGAAAGCAAGUCGCUGGCAAGACGCGCUGCAGCUAUUUGAGGAGGCCCAUCUACAGCAACUUCGCACCAAUGUGAUCAGCUACGGAGCUGUCAUCAGUGCCUGCGAGAAGGGAGGAGUUUGGCUCCUCGCGCUAAGCUUCCUCGCAGACAUCGACGAAAGGAGACUGGAGCGGAACCUCAUCACUUGCAACGCGGCCAUCAGCGCGUGUGAAAAGGGUGCUGAAUGGCUGAGAGCUCUCGCUCUCUUGGGCGAGGUGCUCUCCAACUUGCAGGCGGAUGUCAUCACGUUUGCCGCUGCCAUCAGUGCCUGCGAGAAGGCCUCUGAAUGGUCCUGGGCGCUGGAACUUUUCGGGCGCCUUUGCAGCGGGAACCUGCGCCCGAACGUCGUGGCUCACAACGCAGCCAUCGCAGCCUGCCAGCAAGUGGGGCCCAACUAA
Messenger RNA from Symbiodinium sp. CCMP2592, 1095 nucleotides. NCBI's taxonomy places the organism in Eukaryota, Dinophyceae, Suessiales, Symbiodiniaceae. The record is from the annotation of a GenBank genome assembly.